AUGUCAGAAGAAACCCCAUGUUUCCCUGAGUUCAAUCUCCCUCAAGAAGUCUUUGCAAAAGACUUUGGAAGUGAUUGGUAUGUCGAAUCUGAAGAAGAAAGGAUUCUCAAUAGCUUUAAGAGCCAAGAAUAUGAUUCCACUCUUUACCAUCUACUUAUAAAAGAGCCCCUGGCCAAGCACUCCAAUGAAGAUACAUCCUCUGGAGCCACUCCAUAUAAUUCAUGGAUGAUAAAUUGAGGGUUUGACAUAACCAACGAGAAAGAUUUUCCAUACCUCGAAAAUUUGCAUGAUCCGAAACUGGAUGAACCUUUGCACAAUGGCGAUGAUUCAAUUUCAGAAUUUAUUGUAAAUAUUCCAGAAAGCCUUGGGGAUGAACAAGUAGGCUUGCCCUUCUCUGAAAUGAAAGAUAUAACAGAUUUGACGGUAAAAGAACAGAAACACUCAGAAUUAUAUGGAGGCGCAAAGAAUACUAAUUCCAGGAACAAGUCCUAUAUUGCCGAAUAUGCUAGCAGAAGAGAUGUCGUUUACAAAGGAAUAAUCAGAGGCACAAAGGAAGUCCUCCAAGCUGACUUUUACUCAGCCACCAAGGAAAUCACCUUCAGCAGAAAAAGACAUGGAUGUCAUAUUUUUAAAAAGAAAGUUAAGGAUUUUUAUGAAAACUCAGAGUUUAAGAAAACGGUGGAUGAACUUUACCCUAAUGAUGCUGAAACAGAAGAACGUUUCAUAGAAGCAUUAGCAAUAUUUCUUGAAAUGCCUUGGUAUUACCCAGACAAGAGAAAGGAGUUCAGACAAGCCUCAACUCAGUUGAGAAAAUGAUGUUCAAAAUAUACAAAUAGCUUAUAUAAAAAGUUGUUCAAGUUCGAUGGACUUCAACUCUUUUACAAAAUUCUGCUCAAAUCGGGCUAUAUCCACUCUCUAAUAAGAGAAAGGAAAAAUAUGAUGAAACUUGAAGAGAGAUAUAUCGAAGGAGUCGUUUCGAUCAUCGAUUUCAAUAAAUCUGGAAGAAUGAUGGAAUAAACCACAAUUGAGAUUUAUGGAAAUCCUCAUCCUAAAAUUUAGUCAAGUCUUAAAUAUAUUAAUU
Molecule: messenger RNA, 1081 nt
Organism: Moneuplotes crassus
Lineage: Eukaryota; Ciliophora; Spirotrichea; Euplotida; Euplotidae
Source: the annotation of a GenBank genome assembly